AGGCAGACUGCUGAAGCUGUCGACUAGCAGCCAUUGUUUCACUUUAACAGUGCACUUGAUUCGCAGCUCACAGAAGCCGAAGCGCUGGGAGGCUGUGAACAUGGACAGGAAUGGUAACAUGCAAAGGACAUCGCCACCAAAGCUCAGCUCAGAAUCGGAAUUCUUGCCCGAUCCUGUAACCAACACGUUGAACUCUGUUUAGCCAGCUGGUGCUUGCAGUCACCAGUCAAAGUUUUGGAACCACUGACUGCACAUAUUUGGCUCGAUGCAGCUUUUGCCAGCGUGAAAGUUAUAUUCACUCUCUCACCAAGCGAGUUCCCGAAAGCCAUGUGGUUAUGGAUGGAGCGAUGCGAGUGGUCGCAUUGACUUGGUUGACACUGACACAUGGUCAAGUGACUGGGGAGCAGUGCAACUCUGUACCAAGAAGCUCAGCAACCACAGAAUGGUGUAAGCAGAGUUGCGCAAUGCUCUUGGCCUUUGUUCGCAUGCGAAUGCCGUACGAGACCAUGGACUUCAACGUUCUGCUUGGAGCAAACAAAAUGAACACAUGGGCAGUCUGCCCUUCAGCAUUUCGCAGUAUUGUCUUUGCAAGGUUGGCGCACGAAAUAAAGCAGCUGCAGCCGGACGACUUGCCUUCUGUUGAGCGAAGGAUUAGGGUGGCGGAACACGCAGCUCGGGAGUUUGUGACCAAGAACAUCACAGGCUAUUUGGAAGCUGGAACCAGUUUUGCGCCGUGGUUUCACCUGGGAACAGUCUUUGAGGUCAUCAAGGAGAACUUUUCUGCUGUAUUCUCAAGGCAGGAGCAGCUCCUGCCAACACCAAAACGAAAUGCUAUUGCGGAAGUACUCCAACGCUCCUUGGACUCUGAUGCGCCUACCAUGGGGCCAAUGCAGAUGCUGAGAGAGCAAGGAUGGCGCAGCGGGGAUUUUCAAGGUUCAGACAUUGCCAGCCUUGAACGUGCAGCACUCUUGCUAGCUGAAGCAGACUUUGUGCGAGUUUCGAAAGCAUAUGGAAUUCCUGGAUCUGGCGGUCUUAUGGGAGCUGCCAGAGACGAAAUGAAUCACUUGCUCAACCUUGGCCAGAAAUUUUUGCUGCAAUCAUAUUUGCACGCCAAGGCUGCAGCUCCGGCAGGUCUCACAGAUCUUUAUGGCCUCUUCACAGCAGUGUGGCAGACUGGAGUGCCAAUCUUCGAGAUUCUGGAUCGUUUGGACAGCCAAGUCUUGGAGUCCAUAUUCUUGCCAACCUCACAGACGCACAGUGAUGCGCCGUUUCUGGUGCAUGUUUUGCCAACACGGAAUGUGGAGUCCAACCACGUGCGUGCAUUCUUUGACCUGCAUUGUGACCAGACUUUCAAGGACUUGGUUGAAAAGCAUAAGAACCUGCGGCAGCCAUUGAUGGUUGUGGAGAUUGGCACGCAUUUGGGAGGUUGUGUGCUUUAUGCACUCACGCAUUUGCCCAAAGAGACCCGUGCUCUUGCUAUCGAUGCCUAUGGCCCAGCUGUGGCAGCCUUGCGGCGCACAGCUGCGUCAAAUGGGCUUGCGGACAGGCUUACUGUUGUGGAACAGUUUGUUUGUCCAGAUGACAAACGCAGAUAUUCCCUGGAGCUGAAGGCCACAGGCCCUGCCAUGGUCCAGCCAGCCUGGACUGAGACUGCAGCAGAUGCAGCCUCUGAGAUGAGCGGACCUAAACCCGUCGCCACUUGCCAGCAUACAGUUGUAGGUUUUUAUUCGUGGGAUUUUUGUCCAUGCAGUGGCAUGCUGCAGGAGUGCAGAAGCUUGGAUGCCAUUUUUAUGGAGUAUGGCAUUCUAGAGGUGGAUUUGAUGCGCAUUCAUGUACUUGGUCGUGAGUAUGAUGCCCUACGCUCUGGGGAGCGCUUCUUUGCAAAUGGAAAGGUUAAAGUUUUGGCAGGUUCUGUCAGCCAACAGAACACAAAGCCUGGAAAGAUGGCUGAAAUGCUUUUUCGUGCCCUGCUUUCACUCAGUGAAGUUCCUGAAUCUUUGGAGAAUUGCAGUUUUCUUGAAUGCAAAGACGGUGUGCGCCUUGAGGUCAUGGCUACUCUUUGCAUUUUCGCGAGUUUCGAGACGAAGAAGUGGUGCUGGUGUUGCAAAACCAAAUGAUUCUUCCAAAGAGUACACUGACCAUGACGGCACACUCUCCUGACUCUCCUGUUUGAGCCCACGAGAGUUGCACUGUGGAAAGACCAAGUGUGGAGGUCAGAAGUUCAUGGAGUAUGCUGAAAAGUGCUCACGGAGACCAAGAAUACGUCUGACAAUACGGACAGCAGUGUGAACCAUUCGAGCUGAAAGAGAAUGCACAAAAAACUGAACAGCAAGAAAUCAGUUUGGUGAAGAAGGAUACUCAUCCACCGACUCUAAGCUUUCGCAUCGGCUGCCUGAUUCAACCUGCUCAAAGAUUGGGUAUUGGACACUUUGGCUUGGACUUGGACCUAGGACGCUACUAGGGGCUCCUGGCUACUUGGACCAAGGAUUCACAGCUUUCAAGGAGCAAGUUUCCACUUUCUGUGCUCGUGAUGUGGAUUUGAAGAGCUGGUGGGGUAGCACACGGUUGCUUGAAGCUGGAAGCCAAUUGAUGGAGACUGCCACUGCUAAGAUUUUCAGAUCAGGAGUACGCUUGGCGGCUG
Durusdinium trenchii is the source of this 2641-nucleotide messenger RNA. Lineage: Eukaryota; Dinophyceae; Suessiales; Symbiodiniaceae. The record is from the annotation of a GenBank genome assembly.